AUGUUGCCAAAGUUCUUGCUGCAAUCCUAUCCAACGGAGAAGAACUUAUUUUUGGUACCCAAAUUCGCUUUGGGCGUCAUUGGCUUCUAUCCGCAGCUUGGCAAGUCUACACUGAUGAACGCUUGGGCCUUAUUCAACUUGAUCAUACUCGUCUAUGGCUCCUAUGCUGAGUUCGCCUUUGGCUUAAGCUUUCUCUCCACCGAUGCAAUGCGCGCCUUGGAUGCACUCUGUCCAGUCGCUUCGAGUAUCAUGUCCGUCUUCAAAGUUUGUUUCAUCUGGUGGCAUCGUGCAGAGAUCGAACGCCUUGUCCAUCGUGUAGCGGAGUUGACUGCCGAGCAAAAUAGUCCACGGAAAUUGGAUUGUAAACGCAAGUACUUUGCGAAUGGAACGCGACUCUCUUCGUCGGUGUUACUUUUCGGUUUCCUUACGAGCACCUUGUACACCAUACGCGCUGGCAUUGUGAAUUACUCGGCCUACGUGCGUGGAGAUGAAAUACCAUUUGAGACGCCUUUCAAAAUGAUUUUUCCACAACCCCUCGUUUCGAUGCCAAUUUUUCCGUUAACUUUCACGCUGUCGCAUUGGCAUGGCUACAUAACGGUUGCAGGUUUUGCUGGCGCUGAUGGUUUAUUUCUCUGCUUCUGCAUGUAUUUCGGUACACUUUUAAAGGCGCUCCAGUAUGAUCUCAGCGAUUUGCUGGCUGACAUUGACAGUGAGCAGGGGAGUAACCGCUAUGCAGAGCGAGAUAUUGAGGAGGGUUUGAAAAAGCUCAUUGCGCGUCACAAUGAAAUUGUCGAUUUAAUUAACCGAUUCUCGGCGGUCAUGGCGCUUAUGACCUUGGGACAAUUUGUGUCUUCGAGCCUCAUUAUUGGAACUUGCGUAGUGGAUUUGUUGUUGUUCUCUGAUUAUGGAGUUUUCGUCUACGUCACCCAUACUAUGGCCGUUUCUACCGAACUCUUUCUUUAUUGCAUAGGCGGCACUGUGAUCAUUGAGUUUAGUUCUGAACUGGCCACCACGGUCUAUAGCAGUAAAUGGUACACGCAUAGCGUACGAGUUCAGAGAAUGGUACUCCUCAUUAUUAUACGCGCUCAACGUAGCUUGGUGGUGAAAGUCCCGUUUUUUGCGCCAUCCUUACCCACACUGACUUCGAUUCUACGUUUUACAGGCUCUUUGAUCGCCUUAGUGAAGUCGAUGAUUUAA
Molecule: messenger RNA, 1197 nt
Organism: Rhagoletis zephyria (snowberry fruit fly)
Lineage: Eukaryota; Metazoa; Arthropoda; Insecta; Diptera; Tephritidae
Gene: Or24a
Product: Odorant receptor 24a
Biological process (GO): sensory perception of smell; detection of chemical stimulus involved in sensory perception of smell
Cellular component (GO): plasma membrane
Molecular function (GO): odorant binding; olfactory receptor activity
Source: RefSeq, a predicted model, not a curated record